AUGAGCGGUGGUCCACACAUGACCAUGGAGCAGGUGGCCCGGACUUUUCAGCCGUGCAAACUCUACGAUGGCAUCAGUGAGCGCCACGUGACUGUGGAGGUGGAUGGGGAGAUGGAAGAGGUGGAGAUUGACCCCAAAGAGGCCUCCAGCAGUGCUGGAUUAGAAUUCUACGAUACCUACACUUCUCCGGACACGCUUAGCACGAGCCAAGCCGCCAAGCAGCUCAACAACCUGGAUGCCGCAAAGGUCUCCUUUCUGCAGACGGGCCUGGAGCCCCAGCAUGGGCCCAUGAAGGCCCAGGACAUUGACGCUGUUGUGGCGGUGACACAGGCCAGUGUGAAUGCCGUGAUGAUGCAGUACCUGUCCAAAGCGCAGUUGCAGGAAGUCCUCAAGUGUUACGCCUACAAGCCGCAUUCCAAGGGUGAGAUCGUGGAAGUCGAUUACAAGACCCUUGUGAGCCAGGCCGGUGGCUCGGACCCUUUCAACUUGACCGACGGUGCUGACCAAACAAACAAGGGCGUGUUCAACUUGGCCAAAGCCCAUUUUGUUGGAGCCUUCAAGGCCAAGGGUGGCCUGCCAAAAAUACCUCUAGCCAAAAUACCAUCCAUAAUCACUCUGGGCAAGCACUCGGACAGUCCGGUCUCCUUCAACUUGACGAUGUCCGAAUUCCAGAUAUGUGGCCUCACAUACUCUGGCUUCGAGCAAGCUUUUGCGAUCAACAAGAUCCAGCCUUCGGGUUCCAGUGCGAAAACGGCGUGGUACUACAACUUUUUGGUGGACCUCACCUUGAACACCAUCAACCCCAACGCCCCGGUCCCGGACGAUGUGCGAGAACGCAUGAAGCAGUUCAUAGACAAGUUUGGCCCGAACUCUUUCAGCAUGCAGAAGCUUUUCCUGGAUCUGGAGACGGCGUCGCUUGUGGCCGACCCGGUGAUAAAGGGUGUCACCGACAACACUGACUUCGGCCCUACAUGGGCGAUGAUGUCUAAGAUCUUCACAGGAGCUUACUUCAGCCAAUUGCGCCAGACUGGCAACCCCAUCUUCGGCUACUCCAUCACAUCUACGAAGGACCCGACGCCAGCUUCUACGGUUGCAUUCCAGUCACUGGCCUAUUCGACAGCACCGUACCUGGUCGACGGCCAAGAUACUCAAAGCCCAGCAUCGUGCUUAGUAUACAACCUCUCCACCAACAACAAACCUCCUGGCAUUCAAACCUUCACAUGGAACUGGGUGGACGCCAAUGACGUGAGCCAAACGUCAGGCGUCCUGUCAGUGCGACGCAGCUUCAUUGUAAGCUACCUUACGCAGCAGGCGGCAUCCCCCAGUAGGGGGCUUUGCUUUGACACUUCCUGCACAACACACCAUAGCGGAGAGAAUUUCACCAUAUCGACGGGAAUUGCCGCUUCCGAGAAUCCAACCUCGUUCGUCGCCCUACCCCAGCCAUCACCAGUGACGGGCGGGGGUAUGCUGACUCACACAUUAUCCUUCACCCACAACUCCAAGGAUGACUCGGAGAACUCAUCCCACACUGUUAGCAUCUUCAUGGACUACAACUAUCACCUUGAUGGGCAAGUUGUUCUCAAGGGAACGCAGAUCAUCAUUACCAUGACGGCAAAGGUUGCAAUGGGCUUUCAUCACCAUGAGCUUUGUGUUCACUACACCGACCUCCCAUUGAAGGACUACUACAACAAGACAAAGACCAUCACACUUGACCUGGCCGUCAGCGAUGACGGCAAACUCACCGCGACCGAAACACUUACCACCCAGGACAACUCCUCGGCUUGGGACUUCGAUGGGAAAGGAAUCGAGGGUAUUACUGGCCUCGAGGGCUCUUUGAAAGACGGCUUGUCAAAAGCUCAGGGCGAUGUGGACAAUUUGCUCGACAAUGCAUUCAAGUAUUUUGCAGCGGGCUUGGCAGACAACUUCAACCAGUAUCAUCAAUGGGUCUUUCCCGGUGCCGACACCUUUGUCAUGUCUCAUGUUUUCUUCUCUGACAGCUGUGACCUGGUGACUCAGUUGAGGUAUGCGAGCCAAAGCAUGAACGCUUGGAUGCAUGAAGCAGGUCUCAUGAUCAUGCCUGUGAUUAAGCCAGAGCCGCCUGUUGUAGAGGAGGUCACCUACAACAUUGCAGCCUCUGCGGAGCUCAUGACGAACUAUAUCCAGUCAGACAUCCUUCAGCCACAGAAAAAGUUUCAGGCGCUGCAGACAGAUGCAGGCCUCGGGCUUCUCUUCAUGAUUGGCACAGAAGACGACUUCAACGUCGUCGUGGAGGAGUCAGGGAAGACAAGGCAUGGCUGGACAGUGCGCAGCUUGUCAGAGAAGCUCAUCAAGCAGAGCUUUCCAAAGGGGGGGACCGUGAGCACUUUCGGAGUCUCGCAGGUAGCUGGGAAGGGUACGUCGCGGGAGGUCCAUGUCGCAAUGUGCGUCCAAGCCGGGGGCACCUCUAACUUGUACCUGAGUCUCCACAACUCAGAUGCAGACCUUAAUUGGACAAAGGAUAUCCCCUGGCUGCAUGCACCCUUCAAUGCAGUGGACAGCUCUGGAAAGCCGGUGCCAGUGCCUCAGCCGCUGAACAUUGCGAACAUCAUGCUGACCCAGGCCUCUGAUGGCGAGCACAUUGUUGUGGACAUCCUGCGGAACCAGGAAGCAGCUCAGCCUCUCCUGGAGCGCUACUGGAUAGAUGUGACCAAGUCGCAGCCUUUGUGGAUGAAACACCAAAUGGCGGCUGACUUCGAGGCUUCGACCUACAAGUCUGCCCUAGGCCGCGCCAAGGGUGACUUCGUGGAUGGCAUCUACACCAUGGGCAAGGUGAACCGCGUGGCGCAAUUGGUCUACGUGCCACUCUACAAUGCCUUCGACCCCAUCGUGCCUCCAGUCGCCUCCCGACUGCGGCUCCCUGGAGAUUUGGUGCCCGACGCGAUCGCCACGGUGCGGCACAGCAACGGCGACAAUGAUUCCGACUUGUACGUCGCCUCACAGGGAGGCCUUUACUACUUCGCUGCCAGCAACCAGGGCAACGAUGCCGUGGCAACAAAGGUCGUCUCAGAACCCACACUCUUGGCAGGUGUCAAGAAGCUCUUUGCUGCAGAGGAGAAAGGUGACGUCACAGUUUGGGGGCUGAAUGGCAGUAACCAGGUCUUUUACCUCAACUGCAAAACGGACGAGGUUGCCGACUCUGAUGCUUGGAGCGUCCCGCUGCCCAUCCUCACCAGCGUUGAUGCAAUCUCGCCUUAUGUAGAUCGCAAGUUCUUGGCAAACACCUUCUUUGCGCAUACGGGCACAAGCCUGAUAAAGUGCAUCAAGACGCCUGGCACUGGGCUCUGGACGUCGAAGAGCAUCGCUCUGCCGCCAACGAGCUACAAGCAGGACUCGCGAUCUAUUCAAAGCUUCACCACAGAGGUCAAGGUGACAAACCAGAAGACAGGCAUGACAGCUGCCAACGUAGCAGUUGAGCUGACUUCAACCACUGUGACCUCGGUUAGCAUCAACCACCUCUACUACCAGGUGGGCCCUCAGCCGGUGACCGUGCAGACGGACCAGGAUGGGACCAUCACCGUCGUGGAGUUGACCAACAGCUUAGUGGCGACGCGUUUUCAUGUUGCCAUUGCGACCAACAUGCAGGGACUGGGAGCCGUGCCCAUGCAGGUGAACCCCAUGGAUGCGGCCUUCAAGCGCAACUCUGCACUGAAUAGCAAGGACAAGUUGCGAGAUGCCAAGGUCACGGACAUGCAUGGCAAUCAGACGCCCUGGAUCCCGCCAGACACACCUGACGACACCCUUGACCAGAUCGCCAACCUUAAUAAGGACUUGGAUGACGCGAGCAAAGACGUGGGGAACUCGGCUUUGCCGCUGGCGGCUCGCAGGCUUGCGCACACCCGCAGAGCAGCGAAGCUGAAGGUGUCAGGGAUAGACCUUGAUCUGGGCUCGGCCAGGAUGGUCGACAUCGGGGACCUCUUCAAUGCUUUAGUGUCUGCACUCAAGGCGACGAUCAAGUUCGUGAAGGAUGAGAUCUCAGAUGCUUGGCACAUCCUGGCUGUCAUUGAGGGCAAGAUUUAUGCGGCGUUGAUGGACACCCUCGAAGCAAUCGGCGGCGCCAUUCGUUGGGUCUACAACCAGAUCAAGAUGGCCAUUGAAUGGGUGAUCAGGUUUUUGGAGUUCCUUUUUGGUUGGAAGGACAUUCUGGUGACACACCGGGUGAUCAAGAAGUUCAUCUUGCUGACUGCUGCAGAGUUCGUCGAUGACUUGGCCUCGGCCAGGGCCGCCACCAAGAAGGCACUCGAUGACUUCAAGAAGAACAUCGCAGAGUUCACGGGCGUGAAGCAGGGCCUGAAGACGACCAACGCUGAGGCACUCAAGAGCCCAGAUCCAAGUGCCAAGCAAAAUGCCCCGGGCAACUUGGGCAAGCAUCACUUCAAAGGCAACGCAACCCGUGCCUCCACACCAAACAAGGUGGACCCCGGAGUUCCAUCGGCCCUCGAAUUGCUUGUCAACCUCUGCGAGUCGGCGGAACAAACUCUGGUGGAUGCAGCGGGCCAAGUCAAGACCCAAGUGAUUGACCAGUUCAGCGACCUAGAGCUCACUACAGUCUUGGAGCGAAUUGCUGGCAUCAUAUCUAUCGCUCUAGUUGACGGCACUGAGGAUAUGAUCUUGGAGCUCUUCACUGUUUGUGAGGCCUUUGUGGACCAGUUGAUGGGCAUGCUGGAUCACACCAUUGACAUCCCAGUGAUCUCUUGGCUCUAUAAGCUGUUGACUGGAGACGAUCUUUCUCUCCUUGACCUCUUGUGCCUAAUUGCGGCUAUCCCAACAACUAUCUUUUACAAACUCGUGAUGGGCCAUGCCCCCUUCUCCACGAGCGAUGCAUGGACGCAGCGCAUGCUGGAUGCAAAGACGGUUCGGGACUGGAACAAUGCGCCUUAUGAUCAGCAGCCCUUGGAAGGCGCACUUCUCACAGAUGACCAAGCGAAGAAGAAGGCAACGCAGGCAUUGGCGCUGGGCGCUGUGGCCAUGCACGGGAGCGUAAUCAGGCUAUUUUGCACUGCAGCCCGAAGGGGUAUGCAGAAGGAUGACAUAUUCAGUGAUGAUGACAUUAAGCUGAUGGAGUCCUUCAGGUGGAUUGGGAGUAUGGCCGCUUCUGCUCCUUCCUUGAACCUGAAUAUGUUUGACAAGGUGCCUGACGUGCAGGAGUGGUAUAAAGGCAUGAGCAAGGUCCUCACCGCUUGGGGCAAAGUCCGGGGCUUCGUGCAGAUCUUCUAUGUAACCAACAAGAACAAGAUGAUUGGCAAAGCGUUCUCCACGCUGUCAACCAUCGAAAACUUCUUGAAACUCAUCCCCCACAUCGUGACACCCGUCGAGGAGAACGACUGGUCAGCACACAUUGUCCUGAAGACCUUGGGCAAGGUGAGCAAUGACUGCGGCGGCAUUUUGAGCUUACCUCAAAAGCUGACACCAUCUCCCGGCAAGGAGGAACUUUUCUCCUGUGAGUGCGUGUUUCGACUGAGCUACGGUGUGCUGAUGAUUGCCUACCCCGUCACUUGGUUGGCAGGGGCUUGA
This is a messenger RNA of Symbiodinium necroappetens, 5550 nucleotides long. The record is from the annotation of a GenBank genome assembly. NCBI's taxonomy places the organism in Eukaryota, Dinophyceae, Suessiales, Symbiodiniaceae.